AUGAACAGCUCACCCAAAGAAAUACCAAGCACGCCUACCAUUACGGAAACACAUUCCGUCGAAUCCAUAGAUAGAACAGCCGAAAAGAAACUUGUAUGGAAAUGCGAUCUCCAUGUCGUCCCCGUCCUCUCCUUUCUCAUGAGUUUGGCGUUCCUUGAUCGCAUAAACAUUGGGAAUGCUCGUCUCCAGGGUCUAGAGAGAGACCUUGGUAUGAGCGGACAUGAUUUCAACAUUGCCCUGUUCAUAUUUUUUGUUCCGUACAUGAUUUGUGAAGUCCCGAGCAAUAUCAUUCUAAAAAACGUUUCCCCUUCAACCUGGCUCAGCAGCGUUAUGCUAGGAUGGGGGCUUGUUACGACUCUCCAAGGAGUCACAAAUAGUUUUGCUGGAUUGCUAGUCUGUCGCGUCUUCCUCGGGAUUUUUGAAGCAGGAUUUGUCCCAGGUUGUGUGUAUCUUAUCUCUAUGUAUUAUAAACGGCAUGAACUUCAGACAAGGCUCAACUUUUUUGUAUCGUGCAGCAUUAUGGCCGGUUCGCUAAGCGGAAUUCUGGCCUAUGCCAUUGCCGGAAUGGAUGGCGCUCGUGGUUACAGCGGCUGGCGCUGGAUUUUUAUUCUCGAAGGCGUUGCAACCGUGGUUGCUGCUGUAUUUUCGAAGUUUCUCAUUCCUGAGUGGCCCGAAAAGGCAAAGUUCCUUGCAGAGGAUGAAAGGAAGCUUCUCCUCGAUCGAUUAGCAUCAGAAACUGAAAAUGUUAAAAUGAACCGUCUAGACAAGAAUGCCAUGAAACGCGCCUUCACAGAUGUGAAAAUCUACAUGGGCAUUGUGAUGUAUAUCGGCAUUGUCAACACUGGAUACUCAGUCAGCUUCUUUACCCCAACCAUCCUCAAUCAACUGGGAUGGACUGCCCUAAACGCUCAGCUCAUGGCAGUCCCAAUAUUUGCCAGUGGCGCCUGCAGCGCAAUGCUAACAGCAAUAAUCUCGGACCACUUGAAGCAUAGAUUCGCGUUCACCAUGUUGGGAUGCGUGAUUACUACCGUCGGAUACAUAAUUCUCUUAUGCCAACAAUCCGUGUCCCCGGGUGUAUGUUAUUUUGCCGUUUUGACCAUCUCAGCGGGAGCCUUUAUGGCCCACCCCAUUACAAUUGCCUGGCUAAACAACAACGUGGGUGGGCACUACAAGCGCGGCAUAUCAGCGGCGAUGCAGAUCGGGCUUGGAAAUUCUGGCGGACUUAUUGCGAGUAACCUUUUCUUCCCGUCCGAGGCCCCAAGGUACCCGACGGGAUUCAGGACAAGUCUUGCAUUAGUAUGGGUGUGUGCAGUCACAUGCAUCGCGUUUUUCUUGUACUUGUAUCGGGAAAACCGCCUCCGCGAUGAAGGGUUCCGUGAUCAUCUCCUGCUUCUUCCUGAGGAUGAGGUUGAUAACCUCGGAGACGACCAUCCCAGUUUCAGGUUUACCUACUGA
Paracoccidioides brasiliensis Pb18 is the source of this 1455-nucleotide messenger RNA. RefSeq lists its product as uncharacterized. Bases 1 to 1455 code for a protein of 484 amino acids. Gene Ontology annotation, cellular component: membrane. Gene Ontology annotation, biological process: transmembrane transport. The transcript is spliced from 5 exons. The record is from RefSeq and is a predicted model, not a curated record. Gene Ontology annotation, molecular function: transmembrane transporter activity.